AUGAUGGAGCGCGGGCAAUCACUAAAGCGGAGACGAGGCUGGCUAUUGGCGGGGUGCUCCCUGCUAGCCGCCCCGGUACAAGCAGCAGCGUGGCCUUCAUGGGGCACGCUAUGGCCGGCGUUGCCGCCGGCGCCGCAGAGCUCGCGCAACCAAGCGGCCGAGCCGUCCCGCCAAAACCAUCACGGCACUACUGAUCCUGCAGCAGCAGCGGCAGCAGCGGCGGCAGAGAAACCGCCUUCGCUACGCGGCGGGCGCAGCUCUCCCUCACGGCAACUCAGAGCCGGCAAGGUCAAGAAGCACCGCACGAUCCCCUUACCCUCGCGAGUGUUGGAGGUGGCCAUCGCUGUCCAGGGACGCCACGGCGACUGGGACGCGUGCUCCCCCGAGACUUGCACGCAGACCAGGCUGGUCUUCUGCGAGACGCUGAACUCGAGGAUCGUGGUGUCGAACGACCUGUGCGGGGACGAGCUCCCCUCCGCCGAGCGGGAGUGCACGGGUGCAGACAUCGACGCGGCGUGUGGCGGCAGAGAUAAUAGCGCUAGAGGGGGGCCGACGCAGCAGCAAAGGAGCGGCGGCACCAACAACGGUGCGGGCAACACCACCCCUGCGGAGAAUGCGGGCGGAAGCAACGAGAAGAAGACGGGUGAUACGCGCAGCCCGGUCGUCUCCAACAGCCAGAAGGGUAAGGAGGCGCCUUCGGCGGUGCCGGGGGGGGGGGAAUCGGCGGGGGGGAGAACAGCGGCCAGCUCCAAGACAGGAGAGGAUGGAGGAAAGGAGGAGGGGGGGGAGGCUGGUGGCCCGGCGUUGAAGGGGAGUGCGUCGGGGGAUGACGCUGCAGACAAAUCGUCUCGGCAACAGGACGAAACCCCCGCGGCAGCAUCAACCAACAGUUCCGCUCACAUACUGGCGGCGAAAGAGCAGUCUCCCAUGUCUCGGAUGGGCGGGCCAGGGAGGGACCGUGCCCAGUACCGGUUCUGGCUGGUGAUGGCCAUCGGAGGUGUAGCCGUGGGAUCGUUCUUGGCCGUUGUGGUCUUCGCCGUGGGGCAGUACCGCAAGGAGCGGCACCGUCUCCGAGGUAUCAUGGCCCUCAACGAGUUCCCCCAGGACAACUACAUCAACCCGUUCGCGAAGCAGCUGUCCUCGGACCUAUCAGACGAAGAUCGAUCGGCCUUCAAGUUGUAGGGAGAUGGUCGCCGCUUGGUCCACCUACGUCCGUUAGCAGGUCGUCCUUGGUCGCACGAAUUUUUGUACCCGUGUAGCUGGCGAAACACCGACGGUGUGGGUUGUACGAGGGUGGUUCUGACGUUUCGUUUUUAGUUGUUAUGUUCCCAGUCUUUGCCUUAUCUUGUCCUUUGGCCAGUCUUGCGCUUGCAAUGUACGCCUGUGGAUGAUGUUGUCCACCAGCGAUGGUGACAGCAGCGUUUUUUUUUCACUUUUUUUUGUUAUUUGUUCAUCUUGUGUGUGCGUUUUCUAGGAUGACUGUCCUCGACUGUACUACUUGUUAUUCCCCGUCUGCUGUUUGUGCCACGAUCUGGUCGGCUGCGCUUGGCCUCCCACACCCGAGAUAAUGGGCUUGGGGGGGGCUGGCUCCCUGUGAGAGUAAGUUGAAAACGUCGGCUGCGCUCGCCGCACAUCCGAGAUUGUGGUUUGUGUCUUGUGUUGUGGUCUUGUUUUUGUGAUGCUUGAAAGGCAGAGGUAGGUUGUACAACAACCUUAUCUUCCGAAUACUCUUUUAAUUAGGUUUUCCCUCGAGCGCGCGCGUCGCAACGAGGCGCGUUUGUGGUGAAUCAGAUCUCUUCACGUUGUAUUUGUUGGAGCAAUGCCUACAGCCCCAACACCUUCCCCGACGAACGCCGGUCUCGCUGUGGUAGCACGUGCACCUUUCGAGCCUUGGGGAGUUUUGACAGAUAGAUAACGCCAGCGGCUGAGCUCGGCCCUUUCCAGGGAUGUUGAUGGCGCGGGGGGGUUCUCUAACGUCCUGCUUGGUCUAUGCUAUCUAGUCACAAAUCGUUGGGAGGGGGGAGCGCCGUGGCGUGGCAUCGCGGCGUAGACGAUGAUGAUGAAGGUCCGCUUUUUCUCUGCGAGUACCCGAAAUAGUUUUUUCAUGUGCUCUUUUAUUCCGUGUGUAGAUGUGAUGUAUGAUAUAAUGGCCCUUGCCGUUAGUGCGCUACGUGCAUGACUCCGCCACCGUUUCGAAAGCAAUCCGUCCAGUUUUUGGCUCUUGGUGCCAACGAUCUAGUUGUCCGCGCAACUCGGCCUUGAUAUUGAUGCUAGCCCUCCUAUGUAGACGGACAGCUGCUGUCUACCGCAGGGUUGCAACCUUCCGUAUGUCCUAAAACCCGGCGUUAGUUGCCGGGCUGCAAUACGGCAGAUAACAGGGUUUGCUCUUUGUAGGGUAGGUUGGUGCAUGUGGUGGUUUCGUCUGCCGUCGGUUGUCGAAAUUUGCCGGAACUAUCCCUCCGCACGGAUGGGAACAUCUGGUCGCUAUCCUGUCGCUCGGAAAACGGUCGAUUUUGAAUUUGAAGGUGAUAACGAGAAACGUGAAUGU
Ectocarpus siliculosus is the source of this 2548-nucleotide messenger RNA. The record is from the annotation of a GenBank genome assembly. Lineage: Eukaryota; Phaeophyceae; Ectocarpales; Ectocarpaceae.